Molecule: messenger RNA, 1121 nt
Organism: Saccostrea cuccullata (small rock oyster)
Lineage: Eukaryota; Metazoa; Mollusca; Bivalvia; Ostreida; Ostreidae
Product: prostaglandin E2 receptor EP4 subtype-like
Exons: 2
Coding region: 1-1008 (335 amino acids)
Biological process (GO): inflammatory response; positive regulation of cytosolic calcium ion concentration; adenylate cyclase-activating G protein-coupled receptor signaling pathway
Cellular component (GO): plasma membrane
Molecular function (GO): G protein-coupled receptor activity
Source: RefSeq, a predicted model, not a curated record
AUGACAACCAUCCCCAACAUCUCUGUUGAUUGUCACAGACCAGCUGUAAACUUUACAGUUCACAAGAAUGCUGCACCUGUCACGCUGCUGUUUUUAUUUGGAGUCAGUGGAAAUGCUAUAGCUCUGACUGCUUUAUGCUGUUCUGCGAAAACUCACAAAUGGCGCCCGUUUUACCGAUUCGUUUGCGGUCUUGCCAUCUCUGAUGGGGGAGGAAUUCUGGUAUCCUAUCCUUUUGCCUUGUCGCGUUAUAUAUCCAACUUUACUUAUGAAUUCUCUCCAGAUCUGUGUGCUUUCCUAGGAUUUGUGUUCAUGUUUACUUUAAUGUCGUCUGCUAUGAUUGUGUGUUGUAUGUCUUUUGACAGAUUUUUUGCAACUUUCUUUCCGUACUUAUACAACUCUACAACAAAACAACGCCGGACAAAUAUCAUACUUGGUAUUGUGUGGAUUCUCUCGGGAUUCCUGAGUAGUUUACAUCUGUUCGGACUCGGAUCAAGCAAAGCGAUGUAUCCCGGUUCAUGGUGUUUUCUGAAUUUUAUUCACGUGAGACCCGACUGUCCCGAAGAACGACUUAACAUGAUAUAUUCCUAUAUUUACGCCACUACCGGUGUGAUAAUAGUCCUGUUAACCAUUUCAGUAAACACGCUGGUUGUCUUCUUCUUCGUCAGGAAUAUCUUUGUCAGGACAACACGAAGUCAAAGAGAUCUGCACGUGAUUGUAUUCCUUCUUGUUAUUGUAGUUGUGUUCACAUCCUGCUGGGCACCUCUCAUGGUAAAAAUCCUUCAGCAUGCCUCUGGUGCAGUCACAGGAGAGGGCGAUACUGAACUCAACUUACUGCGCAUGGGCGUAUUUAACUCUGUCCUAGAUCCCUGGGUGUACAUUUUGUUUCGAAAAGAGUUUCUUUUGUUUGUGCUUCGUGCUCUGGAGACUGUUACUAGAAGAAAAUUCAAGCUUACAAAGAAGUUGUCUGGAGAUUGUGCAGCCCGUGUCGCCUCUUUAAAUCGAAAUUAAUAAGUACUCAAUCGGCCGAAACAUUCAAAUUUAAAUAUUGUCAUAAUAGUUAUAUUUGCAUAACGAUAUUGAUAUAGAGCAUAGAUAUGAUUAAAAUAUAAAUAAAAGAGUUU